AUGCGACGCGAUGUGACUACGCGCCUCAGCCUCAUUCAGGUUGACGAGUUUGCUUCUGUCCUCAUGCAUAGUCUUAGAGUGUUGCAAAAGCAGCCACUCGCAUUUACUCCUGAGGUGAGACAAGUCAUUCAAGCCUCACUCACCAUCAUGGUGACAAAUCCACGUCAUUACCAGAGCAGUCCUAUGAACAUGCGUUUCACUGCAUCCACAAUAAUCGCACACGAAUGGCUUUGCGUGCAAUCACCAAUUUAUUUGGCAAACAGCUCACACUGCAAGAUUGCUAGUUAA
Molecule: messenger RNA, 288 nt
Organism: Echinococcus granulosus
Lineage: Eukaryota; Metazoa; Platyhelminthes; Cestoda; Cyclophyllidea; Taeniidae
Exons: 1
Coding region: 1-288 (95 amino acids)
Source: RefSeq, a predicted model, not a curated record